Ricinus communis (castor bean) is the source of this 1791-nucleotide messenger RNA. Its product is annotated as tyrosine--tRNA ligase, chloroplastic/mitochondrial. Gene Ontology annotation, molecular function: ATP binding; RNA binding; tyrosine-tRNA ligase activity. NCBI's taxonomy places the organism in Eukaryota, Viridiplantae, Streptophyta, Magnoliopsida, Malpighiales, Euphorbiaceae. The transcript is spliced from 2 exons. The coding region runs from base 86 to 1666 and encodes 526 amino acids. Gene Ontology annotation, biological process: tyrosyl-tRNA aminoacylation. The record is from RefSeq and is a predicted model, not a curated record. Gene Ontology annotation, cellular component: chloroplast stroma; mitochondrion; cytosol.
UUAAGGCGACUGGGUCGGAGCAGUAGAUAGAUUUUGACCCAAAACCAACUCACCAUGGGUUUAAGCCGAAACCCAAUAUUUGGAUAUGGUGGUGGUGGGUCACUUGUGGGCAACAUCUGCUGCCCAAAAAACCAUAUCAGUAACGCAAAAUAACUCAUUUAACAGAUUAAGCAACAAUCCAACUACAAUGGCAGCCACUGCUGCUGCAAGAACUCUCCUCUUCUCCACGCAAUCCCAUCUCAAACACUUAUCCUUUCCCUUCUCUAAUCCACUCUCCACUAAGUUACCAACUCUCAAAAAGAAUCACAUUUUUAUCAGGUCCUUGCAAUCAGCCACCCAUCAGGUCACCACCACGCAAACUCAAGAAUCAAUUCGCCGCCAAAACGUUGUUGAUAUCUUGGAAGAAAGAGGCUUGCUUGAAUCAGUUACUAGUGAUAAUCUCAGGUCAGCUUGUUCAAUUUCUACUCUCAAAGUCUAUUGUGGUUUUGACCCCACUGCUGAAAGCUUACACUUGGGUAAUCUUAUUGGUAUAAUCGUGCUUUCUUGGUUUCAAAGAUGUGGUCACAAAGCGUUCGCCUUGAUUGGUGGUGCUACUGGAAGAAUUGGUGACCCAUCUGGGAAAAGCUCAGAAAGGCCAGAACUUGAUCUCGAUAGUUUGGAAAAGAAUAUACUUGGGAUUAGUAAUACUCUUACUAGAAUAUUUAAUGCUGAUGUGAAUUUGAGUAACCCAAUUGUAGUUUUGAAUAAUUAUGAUUGGUGGAAAGAUGUAAAGUUACUUGAUUUCUUGAAACAAGUUGGAAGAUACGCUAGGGUUGGUACUAUGAUAGGGAAAGAGAGUGUGAAAAAGAGGCUUGAAUCUGAACAAGGGAUGAGUUAUACUGAGUUCAGUUAUCAGCUCUUGCAGGGGUUUGAUUUUCUUCACCUUUUUAAAAAUAAGGGUGUUAAUGUUGAGAUUGGUGGCAGUGACCAGUGGGGUAAUAUCACUGCUGGCACUGAACUUAUCCGAAAAAUUCUGCAGCCAGAAGAUGGAGCUGAGGCCUAUGGCUUGACAUUCCCUCUUUUGUUGAAGAGUGAUGGCACGAAAUUUGGCAAGUCAGAGGAUGGUGCCAUCUGGCUCUCCCCGUCAUUUUUAUCUCCGUACAAGUUUUAUCAAUACUUUUUCUCUAUUGCUGAUGAUGAUGUUAUUAGGUUUCUUAAGAUACUUACAUUCUUGGAGUUGGAUGAGAUUGCUGAGCUGGAGAGGGAAAUGAAGAGACCUGGCUAUGUGCCUAACACAGCUCAGCGUAGGCUUGCCGAAGAAGUAACUCGUUUUGUUCAUGGUCAAGAUGGGCUACUUGAGGCUAUUAAGGCCACUGAGGCAUUGAGACCUGGAGCUGAGACUAAAUUGGACUGGAAAACCAUUGAGGGUAUUGCUGAGGAUGUCCCCUCCUGCUCUUUGGCAUAUGAUCAGGUCCUCAAUCUUUCGCUUGUUGAUCUGUCGGUUACUGCUGGUUUGAUUGAUAGUAAAUCAGCUGCUCGCCGUCUAUUGAAACAAGGGGGCCUCUACUUGAACAACAGCAGAGUCGAUAGUGAAAGUAAGAGAGUUGAGUCCCAAGAUAUUGUGGAGGGGAAGGUUCUCCUUCUAUCCGCAGGCAAGAAGAACAAGGUUAUUGUAAGAAUAUCUUGAUUGCUCUUGUUAGACAGUUUGUAAUUUGCUACAAAUUAUUAUUUUUCUAUCUUGUGAAUUCCUUACUGCAUUAGAAACUAGCAAAUUUUAUCUAAUAGAAAUGGCUGGAAGAGAUUAUUUUGAAA